GUUUAAUGUCAGAUAUUAUUCCUUUGGCGUUGAUUCAGUUGGAAAGUUUUCGUUUUCAACCUGUUGGAAGGAAGUAAUAAAAUAGCUCCCACAUCUACUCUAUCUCCAUUAGUUCACAAGGAAUUUUGUGAAAUUAUUAUCAGAACUGACAGUUCAGUUCAGUGAUUGUGUAUGAUUCCUUUGGGAGUUCUAAAAAAAGCUUUAUUGAAAAUAUGGAUAAACCUGUGAAGACAGACAAAAGAACCAAAAGCUACGUAGAUGAGGCAUUUCGUCUUCUUCAGGAGCAACCGGGAGUUAAAGAUGUUAUUGUACUUAAUGAAUUAGCGAAUCCGAUUCGAUCGACUUUGGAACAGGCAAGGGCAGUUGAAUAUUGUGGGUUAUAUGAAAUGCUCUAUCAGAAAGUUCGUUAUAUGUUACAUCAAAUUGAUCCUGAGGAUGAAGUUUUGGGAUUGCGAGUGCGGACUAAAUCGGAUGAGACUAUUGUUGCGAAAGAUGGAAAAAUAACUGUGAUGGUUGUGCAGAAUGCCACUGAUAUGAAUCAGCCGUGGAUACCCCGAAUAGAAGAAAAGCAAUUGUGAUUAUGUUAUUAAUUGAUAUCAAGUAAAAGAAAUUUAAUUAAACCUUU
Messenger RNA from Eupeodes corollae, 625 nucleotides. Its product is annotated as dynein light chain roadblock-type 1-like. Gene Ontology annotation, biological process: microtubule-based movement. The record is from RefSeq and is a predicted model, not a curated record. NCBI's taxonomy places the organism in Eukaryota, Metazoa, Arthropoda, Insecta, Diptera, Syrphidae. Gene Ontology annotation, cellular component: centrosome; cytoplasmic dynein complex; cytoplasm. The coding region runs from base 213 to 578 and encodes 121 amino acids. The transcript has 3 exons. Gene Ontology annotation, molecular function: dynein intermediate chain binding.